Molecule: messenger RNA, 5366 nt
Organism: Podarcis muralis (Common wall lizard)
Lineage: Eukaryota; Metazoa; Chordata; Lepidosauria; Squamata; Lacertidae
Gene: EHF
Product: ETS homologous factor
Biological process (GO): cell differentiation; regulation of transcription by RNA polymerase II
Cellular component (GO): nucleus
Molecular function (GO): DNA-binding transcription factor activity, RNA polymerase II-specific; sequence-specific DNA binding
Source: RefSeq, a predicted model, not a curated record
GAUAGCCUGCCACCUAUGUGUACCUAACAUCUGGCAUAACAUCUGAUCAGUCUUUUCGCUGCUGCAGCUAAAGGAUUUCCCCAACAGAACCAGGAGCUAAAUGAGAUCAUGAUUUUAGAAGGAACUGGCAGAAUGAGUCUUAAUUCAGUCACAAGUCUUCUCCACGAGCAGCCAUCCUGGACAGAUGGAUACCCCACAUGUCAUGCAUCAGGCAGUUUCUUUGGAGCUCAGUGGCAUGAGAUACACCCUCAAUACUGGACAAAGUAUCAGGUCUGGGAAUGGCUUCAACACCUUUUGGACACCAACCAGCUUGAUGCCACCUGCAUUCCUUUCCAGGAGUUUGAUAUUGGUGGGGAACAUCUGUGCAACAUGAGUUUGCAAGAUUUCACCCGAGCAGCUGGCACAGCUGGGCAGCUUCUUUACAGCAGCCUUCAUCACCUGAAGUGGAAUGGCCAGUGUGGAAGUGAAAUGUACCCUUCACACAAUGUCAUUGUUAAGACAGAACAAACAGAUCCGUCUUUAAUGGCGUCAUGGAAAGAAGAGAACUAUUUCUAUGAUAGUGGAUAUGGUGGCACAGUAGAAUUAGUGGACAGCAAAGCGUAUUGUCGAGCACAGAUUGCAAUCAACGCUACUAGUCACCAGCCUAUUGAAGAUGCUUCAGGGCUGAAAAAAACACAAGACCACCUUCCAAAAUCUCACAGCAAGAAACAUACUCCUCGAGGGACUCACUUGUGGGAAUUUAUCCGAGACAUUCUCCUGCAUCCAGAAAAGAAUCCAGGCUUGAUAAAAUGGGAGGACCGGUCUGAAGGCAUCUUCAGAUUCUUAAAAUCUGAGGCAGUAGCUCAGCUGUGGGGAAAGAAGAAAAACAAUAGCAGCAUGACUUAUGAGAAACUCAGCCGUGCCAUGAGAUACUAUUACAAAAGAGAAAUUCUUGAACGUGUAGAUGGUCGGAGACUAGUAUAUAAAUUUGGAAAGAAUGCCCGUGGCUGGAGAGAAAAUGAGAACUAAGGAUCCACUUUAAAAACAACUGUACAAAUUUUCACCAACAGGAACUUGUCAUGGAUGUAAAUAUUUCAGAGACUAUUUUCUUCUAUUUAUGUACCAAAAAUUGAGGGAGGACGGGCAGAAAUCUACUUCUAAUGGGAAGAAGGAACACUAUGGUUUAUUGAUGUUGAAGUUAUUUUAUUUGACAUAUGUCCUUCUAUGGGGAAAGAUGUACACAGUUUUCUGUGACCUAUGAUAUAAUGCUGUAUGGUUGUGUUUGGGGAUGUGUUUUCCUUUCUUGUGAAGACUUUAAAAAAUGUAUUCCAAGAGAAAUGUGAUUUAUAACAAUACUGUGAGAGAAGAAUGUACUAAGAUGAACUCACAGGGCAUUACUUUUUACUUCAGAGCCUGAAAAUAAGGACCAUUGCUUUCUGCAUGUAAGAGAAAUUAGGAUAUUGCCCUUCCCCAACCUGGAGCCUUCCAGAUGUUGUGGCAAAUGGUCAGUAACAAGAGGAGUUGUAGUCCAAAACAUCUGGAAGGUGUGAGGUUAUGAAAGGUUGAUCUAUAUCCUUUAUCACAGUGUAAGGGUUGUAUGAGAAGAUCUGGCCACUCAAAUCUUGUGUCUCUUUUAGUCAGGUAGCUGAGUAAAACUGUGGAAUAUGAUGACUGUGGGAUAUUAUUUCUGUAGUCAAUGUGCCCUUGCCCUGUCUUGGUCUCCGUUCUUGACCCUCAAUUUAAGAGAUGGAUUCAUGUUCCUGGAUGAAAGACUAUUUGUUCAAAUAACUGUCCUGGAACAUGAGAAUCCAUGAUCUCAGUAAAAGGGUAUUCUUUUGUUCUGUGAACCACCCUGAGGCCUCCGGGUAUAAGGUGGUAUAUAAAUUCAAUUAUUAUUAAUAAUAAUAAUUUUGUAUUUUUUUUAGUGGAAUUUGAUUACCAGUUUUGUGAAUGCUUAGCUAGCUUAUGAAAAGGGGGGGGGAAAACAACUCAUGGUGACAGCCUUCCCCAACCUGGUACAAGUUGUUGAACUGCAACUCCCAUCACUCCUGACAAUUGACUAUGCUGGCAGGGGCUGAUGGGAGUUGGAGUCCAACAAUACCUGGACAGCACCACAUUGAAGAAGUGGUUGGCUGUUAACUUAAGACAUGUUUGAGUAUCAUAGACAAUCACUGUGCCAAAAUCUCUGUGAAAAAGUCAACUUUUUGGUCAGGUGUAAUCUUCAUAGAGAGAAGGGCUGUAGUUCUGUGGGGGAGCACAUUCUUUGCAUGCAAACAAUCUUAGGUUCAAUUCCCAGAAUCUUCUAGUAGACAAUACUGCAUUGUAGACAAUACUGAGCCAAUGGUCUGUCUCCGUAUAUAGUACCUUCUUAUGUUUCGACUUAAUAUGGGUUUAAUUCCUGCUCAGAUGUAAGAGUAAGAGCAGGAUAGAGUAAGAGCAGGAUAGAAAUGUAACCCCCCCCCCACACACACACACAUCAAUGGUCUGAUACAGGGAUGGGAGAUUUGGGGCCUGCCAAAUGUUUCUGAACUCUGACAGUCACAGCCAGCAUGGCUAAUUGCCAGAGAUUGUGGAACUUGUGGUAUGGCAAAAUCUGGACGGGGCAAGAUUAUCUACUCCUUGCCUAAUACAAACAGUUCAUCAACCACUCAAAAAUUCUGUUUCUGGCUGCUAUAUAUACAUGUUGGCCUAGUUCUCACUCGGGUGAGAUCUUGACUGCACCACAUUCCAUAGUUGAAUUCUCCUCCAUUCAAAGGCCACUCCUUCCAUCUGACAUCUCAAGGAGAAAACUGACGUCUCAAGGAGAAGCCUAGGGUAGAACCUUACAUCUCAUUUCUUUUUGUAACGAUUUCUUUGUUUUUCUUUUUUUAUGGAAGACCAGGCACUGUGAAACGAUAUGGUCUAGACACAGAUUUACCCUAUAUGGGGAAAUUAGGCAAUUGUUGCAAGUGCUAAACUUAAAAAUGGUCACUUUGGGCUCAUUUAUAUUUGCCCACAUGAUUUAAAUCCAAACUGGAAUCUUAAUUUCAAAGUUUCCUUUAAAGUUCUUAGAUGGCAGGUAAUAGCUCGUUUUCUAGGUAUAUAAUGGAAGAACAAAGCAACAGAGCACAGCACAAAACUGUCAAGGCUACUGGGGAACUUGGUCAGGUUUUUACAGAAGCAACCAAGUCUUCUACAGCCUUAAAGGUCAAUGAGUUGAUUAUGGUGUAAGCCUUUGUGCCUCCCUCUUUGGUCUUUGCAGAAAAACACACAUAGGCAUGUCAGGGAGACAACACCUUUUCCUGCUCAGUUAUUGCCAAAGCUGUCACCAUCAGUUAUAGUUAUGUGACAUUUUUUACUUUACAUAAGGUGGGUGGAGGCAGGUUCAUCUUAUUUACAAAUGAAAUCAUAGGACUCCAGCCGUCAAAGCAAGCCUUUUCUUCUUGUGUCUUUUUCUUGACUUAACAUUUGUUCUGUCUCUGAAUCAGAUUCCACCACCCCAGCUUGCUUCCUAUUGCCAUUGUUAACUUCAUGGGUCCCCGCAUCUAACCAAUUAUCUGAUCCUGCAUAAAUGUUAGGCGAUGGGUUGGAUUUGUCACUGUUGGGAAUUACCAGUAUGGAGUAUUUCUGAGACAAAAGGUUAUACACAUUUAUAGCCAAUCUAUAGUUCUAAUGAAUGAAACACACUGAAUGGAUAAUUUUGUACGUCUAAUUUAUCAGUGCUUGGGAAUAAAAGAAUAGCGCUUCACAAUGGCCCAGAUCACACACAAAGCUAAGCAAACUAUGGCAAAGCGUUGCCCUGUUUCCCGGAGCUAAGCCAUGGUUUAACUUAGCAUUACAUCUGAAUCUGAGCUCAUAGUUUGUUUUCCCCAACAAAUCAUGAAUGUGCGGUCAAGAACAAACCUUGGCAAUAUUCAUGGCUUGUUUGGAGCUUGACAAACCAUGAGCCUGGGAUCAGACAUAAUGCCAAACCCAAGCCAUGUCUUAGCUUUGGGAUAGCAUAGCAGCAGGACUUGAGGAGGAGAAAAGUAUCUGUACUUUCAGUCAUUUAUAACUAGCCUUGGCUUGGAUAGCGUUACAUGCAAACUGUAUGCGCCUUCUUCUGUAAUAUGUAAUAUGAGAAGGUAAUUAAAAGAACUUCUGUGCUACAUACAAAAUGGCUGACAGUUGUGUUAGUAUUUAAUUAUUGUGUUGGCUCGAAUUCAAGCCCUCAGCUGGUUAAAUUAGCUGUAGUCCUUUCUGGUUUCUUAUUUUGUCCCACACCUUUCUUGCUUUGGAAUUCUUGGAAGUAAUCCACAUUGACUAAUGCUGCUAUUUCACUGUCACAUAGAUCUUGUGGUAACUACUUAUAAUUAUGCCAUCAUGUAAGAAUACUUCUUUGAUGACAAUUUUACGGGAGCUAGACUGUUCCCAGCAGCUCCUCAAUUUGCAGAGAUAUUGUAAUUAGGUGUGAACCUUUAGGACAUAAGACUACAUAUUUACAUCGGUAAAAUAGUUAUUCUCUUGCCCCAGCAAUCCCUAGGAACAAAAAUUCUAUAAGAGGGCCUAGUGAUUUAUCUCAGCACCCCCUUCCCAUACUAUGCAACAGGGGUGGAGAACCUGUGGCCUUCCAGAUGUCGUUGGACUACAACUCCUAUCAUCCCUGAUUAUGUCCAUGCUGCGUGGGGGCUGAGGGAAAGUGAAGUCCAACUGCACCUGGAAAGCAUAGGCUCCCUAUCCCAGCUAUACAGGAGUCUUUGGUAGAAACUAGCAUAAAACCAACAUAACUUUGUAGUGUAGAGACGAUGAGGAACAGUUGUUCCUCUUAUAAUGAGCAGGAACUGCAGGAAUAGUCUCUUUCUGAGUUCAUAAACAACCUUCAUUAGAUUAUUUCUCAAUCCUACAAUAUCAAUCCACGAUACUGAAUAAUAGCAUCAGAUAUUUCCUGCUAUUAUCAGGACUUCAUUUGAUUUCAGGACUCUAUAGAUUUGGAAACAGAAGUAACGUAAGAUUUACUCUGCUAUAAACAGAGACAAUAGAUUUAUUAACUGCCACAGAUCUUGCCAAGCACAUGCGGUCCCAGCCAAAAAUGAACUUUUUACCAUCUUUAACCAACAGGAUAUUUAUAUGAAUGUUUAUAUCAUAAAGGCAUUUCUGAGAUUGCUCUUCUAAUACGGUAUGUUGGCAAGCAAUGGAGUGGUGAUUUUUUAAAAAAACCAAAACAAAAACAAAAGGUUUAUAUAUAUAAUAUUACUCUGGUAAGAUUUGUAUAUAUUUUUUAUUUUAGCAUAUUUUUCAUAUGCAUAAAGUUCUAUAUAGGAUAAAGGUGUUUCUAUAUUUAUAUUGGUUGCAAGCAAAUCGCAUGGUCAAAGAAUUUGUUGUGCGAUCUAUCUGUGUUGUUUGCUACCUAAACAAUCUUUCUUAGCACA